AUGCCGGUCAAUGAGCGAGCGUUGCUCCCGUUCUCCGGUUGCACGGCGCUGAAUCACAGCGUUCCGCGCGCCUCAUCUCCAAACAACUCGGCCUUCAAUCCUUUCUCGUUUAGCACGUUAGAUCCGGCUCUGCAAGCAGCUAGUUCCGAGAUAUCACCAUUUUACGCCACAAAUCCAAACGUUUCCGGUUUCGCAGCGUCCGAGAAAUUUAUGCUCGAGCUCUCGGAAGUACCAAUGUUUACCCAUACCGAGCUCAUGUGGAUUGAAGCACCAAAUGAAAUGGCCACUAUGUCCACCGAUGAUGUUGAGCACUGUCCAGAGCUUCUCACCUGUCUGGAUUCGGACUCGUCCUCUCCGCAGCAGCUCCUCGACGUCUGUUUCUCUGAGACCGCGGAUUCAUCAUCCUCAUCCUCAACAAUAUCUUCCUACCUCUUCGAACAGCAGCAACAGCCAACGAUCCUCGACGCAGAGGACCGCAACGACGACGAAAUACCUUUCCCGGAAGCUGAGACCGAGACAGACCUCGAAGUCCCCGAAGAUCUCCACCAAAUGGGCCGCCGCGCCAGCGGUGAUGGCGUCGACGGCGACGGCUGGAUUUGCCGCUGGGGGUCCUGCAAGCAGAAGAGAGUCUUUCACCGCGCCUGUGAUCUCCGGAAGCAUUUCGCCACGCACCAAAAGACGCAUGCAUGCGCGCAAGCCGACUGUGCCAUGGUCUUUGCUUCGGCCAAGGAUCUCCGACGGCAUAGCGCAUCGCAUAUGCCGCAGAUAGCCUGCGCCGCGGCGGGAUGCCCUCGUAUCGUCUACUCCGCCGAUGACAAGGAAGCUUUCUGGCUUUCUUACUGA
Messenger RNA from Dissoconium aciculare CBS 342.82, 843 nucleotides. RefSeq lists its product as uncharacterized. Bases 1 to 843 code for a protein of 280 amino acids. NCBI's taxonomy places the organism in Eukaryota, Fungi, Ascomycota, Dothideomycetes, Mycosphaerellales, Dissoconiaceae. The transcript has 2 exons. The record is from RefSeq and is a predicted model, not a curated record.